Molecule: messenger RNA, 1455 nt
Organism: Ficedula albicollis (Collared flycatcher)
Lineage: Eukaryota; Metazoa; Chordata; Aves; Passeriformes; Muscicapidae
Product: hydrocephalus-inducing protein homolog
Exons: 8
Coding region: 69-1259 (396 amino acids)
Biological process (GO): cilium movement; axonemal central apparatus assembly
Cellular component (GO): axoneme
Source: RefSeq, a predicted model, not a curated record
GCCGUGGCUCCCCAGUGUUCAAGGUGCGGCCGCUGCAGGUGGAGCUGAGGCCGGGCCAGAGCGCGGAGAUGGUGCUGGAAGGCUGCUCCAGCACUGCCCAGGAGGUGAAGGAGUGGCUGCUGUGUUAUGCUACAGUGGGGAAAGAGAUAGAAGAGAAACAGAUCAUGCAAGUGAACAUCACCUGCAACUUCAUUUGCCCUGCUGUGCAAAUGUCUUCCACAGCAAUCACCUUCCGUGUAGAAAAGAAACCCAGUGAUGCCCUGACGCUGCAGUACCAGCCUCUGUCGGUGAAAAAUGUCUGCUCGCUGCCGUUCAGCAUUGUGCUGCACUUGGAGCACCCGUUCCGAAUCUGCAGCAAGGACCAGCAGCCCAUCCCUGCAGAUUCCAAGCCCAUGACGCUGGAUGUAGGCGAGGAACUUAAUCUCUGCAUCCGCUUCAACCCAGCUUAUGAGAAGGAUUUGCACAGCCGGGUGGCAGAGAGGGUGCUCAGGAUGUGCUUCAUGGAACAUCCUCACGAGGAGCAGAUGACUGUGCGGGGAGAAGUCUACUUCCCCAACCUCGAUCUGGAGUCCGAGUUCGUGGACUUUGGCUGCAUCAUCAAUGACACCGAACAAGAGCUGCACAUGGAGAUGACCAACUGCGGCCCAAUUGCUGCCGAGUACCACUGGUCACUGCUGACAGACCGCCAGCUGAACACCAUAAGGUUCAAGCCUUCGCCACCUAAGUUCAAACGCCAGUCAUCCAAGAAGGAGGGAGGCUUUCUGAGGAGAUACUCCAAGGCUGAAAGUGUGGAGGAGCCGACCAAAACCCCAAAAACAGUACAGUGCUCUGCCCAGAAGCCAGCAGAUGCAGAGGACUCCCCGGAAGCAGAGGCGCUGCCAUCCCCUGCUGUGGAGCCUCAGAGGCCGGUGAGGAAGAGAGCGUGGCGCCACUUCCCAGAGGUGCAGCGCCCCAAGCCUGGCAUGCAGGAGGUUUUUGAUGUCCGGCCCCUGUGGGGUGAGCUGCAGCCGGGAGAGAGCCACACGGUCACCUUCACCUUCUUCGGCUACGCCAACAUCGUCGCCCGUGUCACGGCGCUGUGCCACGUGCAGGGAGGCCCCACCUACCGGGUAGUGGUGGCUGGGGGGGCUUCGCCCGUGUCUACCAACUGGAUGUGGAAGAGAUGGACUGAGGGCCUCAGUGCUGAUGACGACCUCUUGAAAUCAGAUGAGGAUACCGAAACCGAAUCAUCCAAAUAUUCUUCAGAAGACAACGCUUGACAAGUUCAGUCCCAAAAUUCUUUCAGGAGCUCGGAAGCCCUGCACGAGGAAGUUUUUCUACGCAAAGCCAGUGGAUGAUUUGACAUGUGACAACAUGGAAAUUCAUUUACUCUGAAGGACUCAAGGAAUGAACUGAAGAACCUACCGUGUGAUAAGAACCUUGAGGAUUGGCAUUGGCAUACUUUGUUUACCAAUA